AUGGAGUAUUUCAUCCAAUUCUGGAUGCAAUCCAUACACUCAUUUGUGGGUUCGGCAGACAGUACGCAGCCGAAGGUUAUUCUUGUCGGUACACACAAAGAUAAAAUCAAGGGCAGUGCUGAGCAGAAGCAAAGAUACAUAAAGAGUUACUUCGACGAUGUAAGACAGUUAUUCGAUGGUACAACAAUGCUUAAACAUUUACAUUCCGAAGAUUUCGCAGUUGAUAACAUGGACGCAAAAGAUGCAUCGGUUACGGCUUUAAGGGGAACCAUAAGUAGGCUUGCAAAUGAAGAAACUCACGUUUUGGAAGUGCCAGCAAAAUGGAUUCAGCUUGAAAAAAAUAUGAAAGAACGGAAACACAUGAAAAUACUUUCACUAGAUUUUUUGAUGGCGAUGGAUGGGGAAAACGAAUUUCCGCUGGGUGAUCUAGAGCAGGUAAAGUUGUUUCUGAGAUACCAUCAUGGAAAAGGCACAUUUGUGUACUUUGAUGAGGAACCGAUAUCAAACUACGUUGUUCUUGAUCCACAGUACCUUGUCGAUGCAUUCAAGACUAUUUUAACAAGUGAGCGUUUCUGUUCAACAGAUCCAGAAAUCAGACCAGUGUGGAAAAAGCUGUUAAAGAAUGCGAGACUGGAAACUUCUCUAAUUGACAGGCAAUGGGGACAAGCAGAAAAUAAAGCGAAACUGUUCCUUCAGUAUAAAGAGAUACUACUUGCGUUUCUGACAAAGCACCACAUUAUAUCAGAAGCAACAAUAUUUGACGAAACAGCAAAGGCCUCAUGUGGACUAGGAUGGUUUGUUGUUCCGAGCUUGCUGAGAGACCACUGUGAGAAAGCAGACAUGCAAGAUUUUCUUCAAGGAAAGGCGCAGACAUAUAUCCGACUUUUGAUGUCAUUUGAAACCUCCCAAAUUGUACCGACAAUUUACCACCGAUAUAUUGCAGCGGUUAUAGCAAAAUGGCCAGUUGUGAAUACAGGCAAAGCAUCUCUGAUUUUUACAGACCUAUGCGUUGUUCGACUUGACGCAAAUCAUGCAGGGAUAUUGGAAAUGAAGAUAAAUGGUAUCGAGUUGACUGUUGUCAGCCUAUGUCCAUCGUUACAUGUUGAUGGUAAGCAAGCUGAUAUUUACCGGCGAUUUUCCGAAGCAGUGAUCAUCCAUGAAUUCGGAAAACUUAGAGACAAAUCGGAAGUUGUUCAACCUUUUGCGUUGCAGUACAGGUGCAACCAUGAAAGUCAUGGCGGGAAUGGUAGCGCCAAUACAGAAUCAAUUGCUGAACUAGAUGACAAGAAACUUAUUGCAUGUCCAGACUUGCUAGCCCAUGAUUUGCCCGCAAAAAAAGCAAAGUCGGAAUGGUUUCAAAAUUGCAGAAGUCCAAUUGUUGUGCCAAAAAGUGUUUUGGAUGACAAACUAUUAAGCAAAUUAUCACACUGCAUAGGCGAGAACUGGCAGUUACUUGGACACGAGCUCGGCCUGAAACAAGUACAGAUAGAACAUAUUGAUGAAGAUCAUCCGAAAAACACAUUGAUGAAAAUUUAUUACAUGCUGAAGGAAUGGUGCUUCCAAAUGGCAAAAAGUGCUACAUUGGAUGUUUUAGUUAAAGCUAUGCAAGACUGUCGAAGUCUAAGUGUCGACUGGGAUGGACUUAGAAAUAUUAUCGACGAAAUAAUAUAA
Mercenaria mercenaria is the source of this 1671-nucleotide messenger RNA. RefSeq lists its product as uncharacterized. Bases 1 to 1671 code for a protein of 556 amino acids. The record is from RefSeq and is a predicted model, not a curated record. Gene Ontology annotation, molecular function: protein binding. Gene Ontology annotation, biological process: signal transduction. Lineage: Eukaryota; Metazoa; Mollusca; Bivalvia; Venerida; Veneridae. The transcript has a single exon.